CAGCUAAUGGAGGCCUAUAUACGGCAAAAGCGGGCAGCACCAGGUAUGGUGCAGGCAAGCGAUCUCCAGCUUGUCCGACCAAUGUCAGGCGUCAAUCGGAACGGUCGCGAAGUGCACGCGUACGACGGCCCGAUGCAGUUCAUGAUGUCACCGAGCAAUCCGGACCAAAUCAUGCCCACCUCUCCAGUCGGUCCUGUGCCAUCGGCGACUGGUCCUAACAUCACCACGACCUCACUCACGAUGACCCCAACGUCGCCCUAUAGCGAUUCAACGACGGAAAAACUGACACCAUCAUCGCAGGACAGCGAGGACGAAGAGAGCACACCGGUCGACAUUCUGCCCCUCUCCACGUCCACCAAAUCCCCAACGGGCCGUGAUGGAAACACGAUCCUGUACGAGCGCCCAACAGCGGACCAGCUGUUGUCGCACUCGGCACCGAUUUCACCAGCGCUCAACAACAACAACAACCACCACCACAUGAACAGCGGCAGCGGUAACCUGAAAUCGAGCGAAGACUCCGGAACACCCCCGAACGGUGGCAGCGGAGGACCGCCCGACACGGAGGGUGACGUUAUCGGACCGAUCGAGCAGUGGGUCACGCAACCGGCCGCCCAGGGCGUGCUGUACAAGUGCCGGAUCACGCGUGACCGCAAAGGCAUGGACCGGGGCCUGUUUCCCAUCUACUAUCUGCACCUCGAGCGGGACUACGGCAAGAAGGUGUUCUGUCUCGCCGGUCGCAAGCGGAAGAAGAGCAAAACGUCGAACUACAUCAUCAGCUGCGAUCCGACCGACCUCUCCCGGCAAGCGGACGGUUUCGUGGGGAAGCUGCGCUCGAACGUUUUCGGAACGACGUUCUUCGUGUACGAUAGUGGCACCAAGAACGAUGCGGCAGCGCCUCGACUCGAUCUGGCCGUCGUAAUCUAUGAUACGAACAUAUUGGGCUUUAAAGGACCUCGCAACAUGACGGUUCUGCUGCCUGGAAUGACGGAGGAUGACCAGCGGGUGCAGAUAUGCUCGGUUGAUAGCCAACAGGGCCUGCUAGAUUGCUGGAAAUCGAAGAACAUGGACAAUGUCGUUGAACUGCACAACAAGACGCCGAUCUGGAACGACGAAACGCAAUCGUAUGUGCUGAAUUUUCACGGCCGCGUCACGCAAGCGUCGGUGAAGAACUUCCAGCUGGUGCACGAUUCCGACCCGGAGUACAUCGUCAUGCAGUUUGGCCGGACGGCGGACGACAUCUUCACGAUGGACUUUCGGUAUCCGCUGUGUGCGUUCCAAGCGUUCGCCAUCGCCUUGUCCAGCUUCGACGGCAAGCUGGCCUGCGAGUAGUAACGGUGGCUGGUACGCGUCACGCCGAAGCACCAUACUGCCAGGAUGGGUUCGAGCACCCACAACAUAACCCGACCGGCGUUUGCGGUACGCCUA
Anopheles nili is the source of this 1425-nucleotide messenger RNA. It is a transcript of the gene ktub, whose product is annotated as protein king tubby. Gene Ontology annotation, cellular component: cilium. The transcript is spliced from 5 exons. Gene Ontology annotation, biological process: protein localization to cilium. NCBI's taxonomy places the organism in Eukaryota, Metazoa, Arthropoda, Insecta, Diptera, Culicidae. The coding region runs from base 7 to 1329 and encodes 440 amino acids. The record is from RefSeq and is a predicted model, not a curated record.